AUGUCUGCCUCUCUUGCGCCCGAGUGCAACGAGGUCAAGGAACGAUACGACACGUGCUUUCUGAAGUGGUACAGCGAGAAGUACCUGCGAGGCGUUGGCGCCGACAACAAUGAGUGCGCGGAUCUCUUCAAGAGCUAUCAAAAGUGCUUGACGGUUGCGAUCAAGGAGCGCGGCAUCGACAAGCUGGUGGAAGAGUCGAGGGAAGACAACAGGGAGAAUGACGCGGCAUACCUGGGUCGCAAGUGGCAUCCAUCUUGUUGGUGUCUUCAGGAUUUGGUCUCCUAG
Molecule: messenger RNA, 285 nt
Organism: Verticillium alfalfae VaMs.102
Lineage: Eukaryota; Fungi; Ascomycota; Sordariomycetes; Glomerellales; Plectosphaerellaceae
Exons: 4
Coding region: 1-285 (94 amino acids)
Source: RefSeq, a predicted model, not a curated record